AUGGACGCUAGGAGAUACGUAUCCGAUUCACUUCUACACCUCACAGGCGCAUCGGACCUUACCGUGAUUGACUUCAUCCUUGCCACUGCCACCUCCGCAAAAACAUCUACCUCUUUAAGAGAGAAACUUGAGGCGUUUUUAGAUGCUGAUGCUGUGGGCAUAGAAUCGUUUUCGUCGGAGUUGUGGGCUCGAUUUGGGACGAAAUCGGAAAUUAAUACCGCCCAACGAUCAAAGACAGCCGAGAAUGGUACAAAGAAAAGGUAUCGGCUAGUGGAAAUGGGAGAUGACUUGGCAGAUGAACCACAAUUGGCGCCAGCAGACGUGGAGAAGUCAAGGUCGAGACGCAAGGAAAGACGCGGCCGUGACGAUGAUUCACACAGCAACAAGGAAGAAAAUAGGAAAAGAGAUCAUGAUGGAGAAUCAUCUGAACGUCGCCAUUUGAAAAAAUUACGCCGAAUUGAUGAUAGAGACUUCGAUGACCGUUGGGGUGAUGAAGAGAUACCGGAUGAAGAACCGCCCGACGUGGACGUGGCUGAGCAGCAGGGCUCGCCGGCGCGACAAAAUGAAGUGAUGACGACACAUCCCACUUCCGAUGGUGACGAAGAAACGAAGCGAGAGAAGUCGAGGAAACGGGACCUCAGAGAGCGCGACGAAUUUGCAAAACGCCUUGCGAAAAAAGAUGAAGAAAAAUCUAAAAAAUUUGUCGAGGACCGUUCCUCUACAAAGAAUAGUGACGUGGCGCGACGACGUGCUUUAGCCGAAGAUGCAACUGCAAGAGACGCCGCAAUGCCCGAUCUGCGACUACGUUCACGACAGGAAUAUCUUAAAAAGCGAGAAACGGAAAGACUGGCGUUACUACGCAAACAGGUCGCCGAGGAGACGGCUGAACUGAAGGAGAAUCCGCAUUUAACCAGGCGUGAAAAGGAGGAAUUCGCGAAGAAUCGAGAAGUUCUUCGACUCGCGGAAGAGAGGCUACGUAUAGAUGACCAUCGUGACGGCUAUAUGUUACCAGAGGACUAUAUCACUGAAAAGGGCAAAAUAGAUCGGAAGCGAAAGGAAGAGGCACUCUACAAACGGUAUGUCGACAGAGAUGAACGUGGACAAGAGCGAUUCAUCACCGAACAUGAAGAAUGGGAAAACGAGCAGACAGCAAAAGCCAAAGCUCAAAUUAGUAGGGCAGAAUUUGUUGAUGAAGGGGACUAUGAGUAUGUGUUUGACGAUGCUCAAAAAAUCAAUUUUAUAAUGGAUUCGAAACUUGAGGGAGACCGCAAGCCGUUAACAAAAGAACAACAGCUUCUAGCACAUCAAAUAGACGAGGCUGAAAAGAAGGCGGCGUCGAUCGAUGAGACUCGCAAAAGCCUUCCCAUCUAUCAAUUCCGGAGUGAAUUGUUACAGGCUGUAGCCGAUCAUCAGAUCAUUAUCAUAGUCGGAGAAACGGGAAGUGGAAAAACAACACAAAUUCCACAAUAUCUUCAUGAAGCGGGAUAUACGAAAGGUGGUCUGAAAGUUGGCUGCACACAACCCCGUCGAGUCGCAGCCAUGAGUGUUGCCGCGCGUGUCGCCGAAGAAAUGGGCGUGAAAGUUGGGAACGAGGUUGGUUACGCUAUUCGUUUCGAAGAUGCUACCAGUGAUAAGACGCUGCUGAAAUAUAUGACUGAUGGCAUGCUUCUACGAGAACUUUUGACAGAGCCUGACCUGGGUCAAUACUCUGCAUUAAUGAUUGAUGAAGCCCACGAGAGAACUGUUCCAACUGACAUUGCAUGUGGCCUACUCAAAGAUAUUGCAAAAGCAAGGCCAGAUCUCAAAUUAUUGAUUUCUUCUGCAACUAUUGAUGCGCAAAAAUUCCAAAAAUAUUUCGACGAUGCUCCAAUUUUCAACAUUCCUGGACGGCGAUAUCCUGUUGAUAUUCACUACACAUCCCAACCAGAGGCUAAUUAUCUUGCAGCGGCUAUUACCACAGUCUUUCAAAUCCAUAUCACUCAGGGGAAAGGCGACAUUUUAGUGUUCUUAACUGGCCAAGAGGAAAUAGAGGCCGCAGAGCAGAACCUUCAGGAAACUGCAAGAAAACUGGGUGGGAAAAUCCCUGAAAUGGUCAUAUGCCCAAUCUAUGCAAAUUUACCUUCAGAACUCCAAACCAAGAUAUUCGAGCCUACUCCCCCUGGUGCAAGGAAGGUUGUCUUAGCAACGAACAUUGCCGAAACUAGUUUGACUAUUGAUGGAAUUGUAUAUGUCAUCGAUCCUGGCUUCGUUAAGGAGAAUGUAUUUAAUCCCCGCACAGGCAUGGAGAGUUUGGUUGUCACUCCAUGCUCUCGUGCUUCUGCUGGCCAGAGAGCUGGUCGAGCUGGUCGUGUUGGACCUGGCAAGUGUUUUCGGCUGUACACAAAAUGGGCGUACCAUAACGAACUGGAAGCAAACACCACUCCAGAAAUCCAGCGCACCAAUCUUAGCAGUGUUGUAUUGACAUUAAAAUCCCUUGGGAUCGAUGAUCUAUUAGAUUUUGAUUUCAUGGACCCUCCCCCCGCCGAAACACUGAUACGGGCUCUUGAGCAACUCUAUGCACUUGGAGCACUCAAUGAUCAUGGAGAGCUUACCAAGGUUGGACGGCAAAUGGCAGAAUUCCCCACAGAUCCAAUGCUAGCUAAAUCAAUUCUUGCCGCCGACAAAUAUGGAUGUGUUGAAGAGGUUCUUUCAAUCAUUGCCAUGGUUGGCGAAGCAAGUGCCCUAUUUUAUAGGCCCAAGGACAAGAAGAUACACGCCGAUAGCGCCCGUGCUCGUUUCACCAUUAAGGAUGGAGGAGAUCAUCUCUCGCUCCUGAACAUAUGGAACCAAUGGGUUGAUUCUGAUUUUAGUUAUGUCUGGGCAAGAGAGAACUUCCUCCAGCAACGAAGUCUAACUCGGGCCCGUGAUGUACGAGAUCAACUUGCUAAAUUAUGCGAUCGUGUUGAAGUCACAGUCAGCACUACUGGUGCUAACAAUUUGAUGCCAAUUCAAAAAGCGAUCACCGCAGGCUUUUUUCCCAACGCAGCGCGGCUUCAGAGGGGUGGCGACAGCUACCGGACGGUUAAGAACGGCCAAACUGUCUACCUGCACCCGUCAAGUACUUUGUUUGACGUUAAUCCCAAGUGGGUGAUCUAUCAUGAAUUAGUGUUAACAAGCAAAGAAUACAUGCGGAGCAAUAUGCCUUUACAGGCAGAGUGGUUGGUUGAAGUGGCACCGCACUAUCACAAACAAAAAGACCUCGAAACUUUAGGACUAGACAAAAAGGUUUCCAAGGGCAAAGGCGCUGCCGGCGAGAAGAGCAAAAUGUGA
Molecule: messenger RNA, 3309 nt
Organism: Ophidiomyces ophidiicola
Lineage: Eukaryota; Fungi; Ascomycota; Eurotiomycetes; Onygenales; Onygenaceae
Exons: 1
Coding region: 1-3309 (1102 amino acids)
Cellular component (GO): catalytic step 2 spliceosome; intracellular anatomical structure
Molecular function (GO): ATP binding; RNA binding
Source: RefSeq, a predicted model, not a curated record